AUGCUCUACUAUAUACGUACCAACCUCAACAACGAAGAAAAGGCAUGGAGUGUUGUAGCUACGGACAUUGCCACCAAGACCGAGAAAUUUGAGAGUACCCUGGACGCGGAUAACCGAACACUCUCAGCAGAACAAGAGGAUGGUGCCAGUUCUCAGCUCGCGGAAGACUCCAUAUGCGUCGGUCAAAUCUGCAAGUUACAAGAUGGCGCGAUUUCCGAGAAAGAGGAAAUAACUGUGAGAGUCGUCAUUCGGUGGCCCACAAUUAGUCAACAGCCGCAAUGUACGCCCCUCAAUAUUCAGCCCUCACACGUUUUUCGGUCAAAGUAA
Molecule: messenger RNA, 327 nt
Organism: Dibothriocephalus latus
Lineage: Eukaryota; Metazoa; Platyhelminthes; Cestoda; Diphyllobothriidea; Diphyllobothriidae
Source: the annotation of a GenBank genome assembly